Molecule: messenger RNA, 1285 nt
Organism: Pyricularia oryzae 70-15
Lineage: Eukaryota; Fungi; Ascomycota; Sordariomycetes; Magnaporthales; Pyriculariaceae
Product: short chain dehydrogenase/reductase family protein
Exons: 2
Coding region: 269-1204 (311 amino acids)
Source: RefSeq, a predicted model, not a curated record
GCAGGACAUGAACCUCGCCACGCCGGCGCGGAGUUCCCCAAACUCCGCACAAAAUAAUAUUUUCCUCCUGCUUUGAGGCGGGGGAAACAGAUAAAGGCUACUUACUGCCCACCCUACUUCAGCUGAAGAAUUUUGAGUCUGUUGAUGUCAUCUGAGCUUUAGAACUAGUCUAGUCCAAUCACUCAAGUCUGUCAGAGUUCAUCAAUCGCCUUACACACAAGAACCAAAAAGAACAACGAAAACAGAAACAAAAACCCAAGUAAAAAAAAUGGGCGACACAUCCUUAGCCGCAACAGCUGCAGCGGCCCUCUUCAGGGUCGACGGCAUCGUCGCCGUCAUAACCGGAGGCGGCACGGGCAUCGGGCUCAUGAUGACCAAGGCGCUGCUCAACAACGGCGCGAAAAAGGUCUACAUCCUCGGCCGACGCAUGGAGGUGCUCGAAAAGGCCGUCGAAGAGUGCGGGGCCGCCGCCAAGGGCGUGGUCGUGCCGGUGCAGUGCGACGUCACGUCCAAGCCGUCCAUCCAGGGCGCGGUGGACGUGGUGACGUCCGAGGUGGGCUACGUCAACCUCGUGGUGGCCAACUCGGGCGCCUUUGGGCCGCCGAACCGCUACGACCCGACCAAGACCAUCUCGGAGCUGAGGCAGACGCUGUUUGACGACGUCGACAUGAACGAGGUGACGCAGACCUUCCACAUCAACGUCACGGGCGCCUAUUUCACCAUGCUGGGCUUCCUGGAGCUGCUCGACGCCGGCAACAAGUCGGCCGUCGACAAGGGCACGUAUGGUGCGCCGCUGACGCCUGGUGGGACGGCGCCGUCGAUCCAGAGUCAGGUGGUUUUUAAUGCCAGCGUUGCUGGUUAUCUCAAGUCCAUCAGGUCGCCGCCUUCGUACGGCGGGAGCAAGGCUGCGCUCCUGCAGUUGACCAAGGUUGCCGCGACCAUGCUGGCGACGUAUGGAAUUCGUGUCAAUGGACUGGCUCCAGGAUUAUUCCCCUCAGAACUGGCAUCCGUCCUCAUUGGAUCAAGGAAUCCCGAGACGGAGAGCCCUGACCUUCCUACCUUUAUCCCCGCUAGGAAGUUUGGCGGCGACGAGGAAAUGGGAGGGACCAUACUGUACCUCGCUAGCCGUGCUGGCUCCUACUGCGAUGGACUUAUCCUGGUGGUGGAUGGCGGCCGGUUGGCGUUUACCAAUUCCACAUACUAGGCUACCGUUCUGAGCUUAGAUUCGUGUCUAUAGAUACUGAGAAUGAAAAGUCUAAACUGAACAAUGCCCGAAAAUAUUCUG